Molecule: messenger RNA, 1668 nt
Organism: Micropterus dolomieu (smallmouth bass)
Lineage: Eukaryota; Metazoa; Chordata; Actinopteri; Centrarchiformes; Centrarchidae
Product: sodium-coupled neutral amino acid transporter 2-like
Exons: 16
Coding region: 1-1668 (555 amino acids)
Biological process (GO): amino acid transmembrane transport; L-glutamine transport
Molecular function (GO): L-glutamine transmembrane transporter activity
Source: RefSeq, a predicted model, not a curated record
AUGGAGUCAGAGGAGAGUUUAGAGAACCAAGAAGACACAAGAGGAGCUGUGAAUAGGAAAAGGAAGAAGGAUAGUGAUUCAAGUGAUGGCAGCCAGGCAAGAAAAACAGAUGAGAGGUUUCAAGUAGGAAUGAUAGCAGUGACAAGAACGGAUGGGAUCUUCAAGGACUCGCACGAGGUUGGAAGCAUGAAACAGCCCACUGCCAAAACUGAGAUGCUCCAUUUCAACGUCUCCGCCAAAGAAAACAGCAUCAGCACCAACAGCUAUGAGUACCCCUACUGGGACUGUCCGAAGGUCACACUGAAUGGCCAAUACUCUGACAUGGAGGCAGAGAGUCAAAACUUCCUCCCUGAACACAACCUGGGCAAGAAGAAGUAUGAGACCGAAUAUCACCAGGGCAAUGCUUCCUUUGGCAUGUCCGUCUUCAACCUGGGCAAUGCCAUCAUGGGCAGUGGCAUCCUGGGUGUGUCCUACGCUAUGGCCAACACUGGCAUCGCCCUGUUUGUGAUUCUCCUCUUGGCUGUCGCCAUUUUAUCCUUAUAUUCUGUCCACUUGCUGCUGAAGACGGCCAAUGAAGGAGGUGCACUGGUGUACGAGCAGCUGGGUUACAAAGCCUUCGGGAUGCCGGGGAAACUGGCCGCUUCCUGCUCCAUCACCAUGCAGAAUAUCGGAGCCAUGUCAAGCUACCUCUACAUCGUCAAAUACGAGCUGCCCAUCGUCAUUCAGUCCUUUGUGGGUUCCAAUGAGGAAUGGUACACUAACGGUAACUACCUGGUGCUGCUGGUGACACUCGUUAUAAUCCUGCCUCUGUCACUGCUCAGGAACUUUGGUUACCUUGGUUACACCAGUGGUCUGUCACUGCUCUGCAUGGUGUUCUUUUUAACUGUGGUGAUCAUCAAGAAGUUCCAGAUCCCAUGCCCUCUGCCAAAGGACAUGUCCCACCUGAACACCAUCACUGUGGACUACAGCGAGGACGCAUGCACACCAAAAUACUUUGUCUGGAACUCUCAGACUGUCUAUGCUGUUCCUAUUCUGACCUUCGCCUUCGUGUGCCACCCUGCCAUCCUGCCCAUGUACGAGGAGCUCAAAGACCGUUCCCGCAGAAAGAUGCAGGGCGUUGCCAAUGUGUCCUUCCUGGCCAUGUUCAUCAUGUACCUGCUGGCCGCCCUCUUCGGAUAUCUGACCUUCAACUGUGAGUCUAAACCAUCAUUUAAUGUGUGGUUGAAUAUCUACAAGGAUGAUGUGUUGCUGCUGAUCGUCCGCCUGGCUGUGCUGGCCGCCGUCACUCUCACCGUCCCCGUGGUGCUUUUCCCUAUUCGUACCUCUGUAAACCAGCUCCUGUGCACCUCCAAGGAAUUCAGCUGGAUCCGCCACACCAUCAUCACUGUGGCCCUGCUGGCCAGCACCAACGCCCUGGUCAUCUUUGUCCCCAGCAUCAGGGACAUUUUUGCCGUCAUCGGCGCUUCUUCUGCCAUGCUCAUCUUCAUCCUGCCCUCGGCUUUCUACAUCAAACUGGUGAAGAAGGAGUCCAUGAAGUCUGUGCAGAAGAUCGGGGCCACUGCCUUCCUGCUGUUGGGCUUCGUGGUCAUGAUCGGCAGCAUGAUCCUCAUUAUCCUGGACUGGGUCCACAAUGCCUCAGCCAGCUCGGACUCAGCCGACGGACACUAA